CUUCUUUUCUCUGCGUGGCUCUCCAAAUCGGAAGACUUUCCAUCGUCGGCUUUCUUAUUUCCGGCGUAAUUCGAGGUGGAUUCGUUUAAUAAUCUCAUCGGGUGCAAGAAUGUCAGAUUCUGGUGAAGCUAAAGAGUCUCACCCUGCUGUUGAGCAAGACUUUAAGUCACAGGAAGGCCAAACGACUCAAAACUCAAACAAAAGAACGCUUGAUGAAGCCUCCAAAAACGAAACCUCCGGUUUAGAAACCCUCAAGAAGAUGGCCAAACCAACAGCCAGGAAGAUUGAGUUCAAGACAAUAGAGGAGGAGGAGGAGGAUGCAUUGCCUCUAGAAUGUUCCAUUUGCAGAAAACCAUUCUUGAAUCCAGUUGUAACAAACUGCAACCAUUACUUCUGCAAUCUCUGUGCCCUAAUGCACCACGAGAAGAACACCAAUUGCUUUGUGUGUAACCAGCCAACCCUUGGAGUUUUCAACACAGCCGUGGAUAUCAAGAAAAAGAUAGUCAACGUACGUCAGAAAGCCAGAGCAAUGGUGAAGGAGGUGUCAACAAUGUUGGCAAAAGCAUUGGUUAUAAGGAAGAACGCGGAUGCCAUGGCGGCACAGUCGGCGGGAAUGGUGGAAGAUGUUGAAACAGUGAUGGGUAUAGUGGAUGCCCACGGGGAAACGUCGGCGGAAGAUCCAACUUCGUGGGAUGAGAUUGUGGAUUUGGUGGAAAGCAUGGAGGUGGUAGCGGCGAAGGCCAAGGAGAUGGCGGAGAAAGCGGCAGAGAUGGUGAAAGAAGCGAAUGAUACAACGGAGACGGCAAAGAGAGAGAUGGCCAAGGCGUUGGGGGUGAUGAGGAAAGUCAAGUGGAACGUGUAAACCGGUAGACGGGCUUCGGUUCAGUUCCACUACUAAUCAGAGUUUUUUUUGCUAGGCAGAUCGUUUGAUUCAUUG
Messenger RNA from Brassica oleracea var. oleracea, 937 nucleotides. RefSeq names its product E3 ubiquitin-protein ligase RNF8-B. Gene Ontology annotation, cellular component: U2-type spliceosomal complex. The transcript is spliced from 4 exons. The coding region runs from base 110 to 862 and encodes 250 amino acids. The record is from RefSeq and is a predicted model, not a curated record. Gene Ontology annotation, biological process: snoRNA splicing. NCBI's taxonomy places the organism in Eukaryota, Viridiplantae, Streptophyta, Magnoliopsida, Brassicales, Brassicaceae.